UGGGUGUAACAAUCCAAGCCUUUUCUGCGCUCCUGGGCCGCUCGAUCUAGGCCUGUUUCGAGGGGGAGGAUGGUUCCAGGUUAGCAGCAACGAAACAGGUACUUUGAAGAGGAGACUGCUGUGUGGUUGCCGAGGUACAUAGUUUCCAGGCAACCAUCUAUGCCGCUGCCACAAACGCCGUCAUUGCCAGGCAGCUGCAUGGCAGAGGAGCUACAGGAAGCCGGGGAUGUUUACUGGCUGAAUUCCUUGGAGGGGGGGCACGCGUGUUUGCUGGUGGACACUUACGGCGACCUCGCGGACGGAGUCGCCUUGGAAGAGGCCUUUCUUCUCAUCGAGGUGGGCAGAACUGUGGCGAGCGUGGCUCAGACGACACCAGCAGAGUCUGCGCCGGCACCGCCACAAGCUGUCACGUCAUUUUCUCAAAACAACCUACCGCCAAACCAGCCGACGUUUUCGCUUCGGGUAUGCCGAGGGGAAGCAAACGCUUGCGGCGAACUCGUGGCGUUUCUGAAGAGGCUGAACGAGCUCAACAAUGGCGCCGGAAAAACCAGAACGAUCCCUGAGGAUGUCAGGCACAGCGGGAGCAACGGUAGCACGAAUUUCAGUGGCCCCAAACGCAGCAGAAACGCCAAGGUCAUCAACAAAGAAGGCAACGGGAUUCUUGGCAACGCUUUGGACGAGACUACCAAAGGCGACCUCAACAAGGUCGGGUCCCAGAACAUGUGCCUCCCAACAGAGCCAAGCACUACAGCUGCAAGAAGAAGAGCACACGCUAGUGACCCGACUCUCGCCACCUGUCGAGCAACAACAAGUAACCGUCGAAUAGAGCGCCAAAUUCAAAAUCAUAACGCGUACACCCCAAACGGGGUUCACGGCACAACGCAGGGGCAUUCAGCUUCCACGGAUCGCUCAUGUCCGCCACCCCCGCCACCGCCACCUCCGGGAGGGUUUUCCGGGCCGUCCGUGACAGCGGCGGGGCUACAAAAUCGUCGUGUCGGGGGCUAUCGAGGAACUUGUAUGUUGGGCAUUGGAAAGGACGACGAUCGAGGACCAGUUGCAAAGACGAAGCGACCCUCUCCCGCUGCCAUUGCCUCGGCUCCCGGUGGUGCUUCCCUGACCCCCUUUGCUGCUGUUGCCGCUGGAACGACGAAAAAUCAGACGAGGAACACGUCGUCGGCAGCACGGUCAAAUGUUCGGGUCGCUGUGUCUCCAAACUUGAAACGGGAUGCUGCUGUUGCAGUCACUGCUAUCGCUGCUCAUCCGCCUGCAAGUUCUGUGGGAACGAAGAGAGAAAUAGCAACGUCCGUACGACUAACGACGGGAACCGGUCGGGUUGGACCACUCUCACGCACCACCGAACGUGGCGAAGUUGGUAAUCGUCCUCGGAGCGGCGGAAAGGAGAUGCCGAACGCCCUGUCUCGAAAUAACGAGACCUGUGCAGGCAUCACAGAGGCCGGGAAGAGACGAGCGGGCCGGAGAGAUAUUCUGCGGUGGAUGGAUCGCCUAGGGGUUAAGGUCGAUUGGUCUUUGUUAGCGGGAGAGGGACCUCGCUGCCACCAUCGAUUCUCCAGCGGAGAAGUUUUGUGCGAACUGGCUGCGGCCGUCGACUACGCUGCUUCGGGCGGGCGGGGGUUGCCGCUGUCGGAGAUACCCUCGUGCCCGGGGCGCUUCGUCUUAAAGGGAACGUGUGGGGCGCCAGCAAAUGCCGCUAGGGCGAAGCACAAUGUUCGCUCGGCUCUAUCGGCGUUUGCCGCUCUAGGUGGCAUCGGUGGAACGUGGCUGCGUGGCGAGACGGCAAUACUCGAAGGGGACCACGAGGCGACGUGGGGUCUUAUCUAUGACGUGUACAAGAGGGUUAGGCGAGUGGAACCUCAACCGAUUCCGUUGCCCGCCCAUAUCAGCCGGGUAGCCAUCACACCCAAGGUGACUAAGGCGGAAAUAAAACCAACCGGAACAAGGGCGGAGCGAAGAAUUUCUGCUCCGGUACCCACUAGAAACGCCUCACUUGCGGGCCUCCCUUUCUCUACGCAACGGCCCCGCAACAGUUCGUCUGCGGGUGGGGUCAUCGCAAAGACGUGCCCACUUGAACAGUAUUUCACCGCAACAGCUAGUACCGUGGCUGCAAUCUCGAUUUCGCCGCGGUCGGCGGGGACUCAGGUCAUGAAGACCUGCGGCGAAAUCGUUGUUGCGAAGGAAGAUGCCGCAGCACGACUGGAAAGACAGUCGGUGACACCGGCUGAGGGAGCGCGGGCGUUCGAUGAAAACGUUUCGGCAUUCUCGGAGAAAAAGGACGGCAAGAGAAUCAUCUGCACCGCGGAAAGAGAAUUCAGUAUCACGGGUUGCUGUCCGUUAGCUUCGGGCAGAAACGCCUAUGGAAUGGACUUGCUUUUGGCCGGGGAAACGCGAGUUCCGUGCAGGACAAAGUACCUUGGAGUAGCAGCCCCGGCCCUCGUUGACUGCGCAGACAUGGACGAUGAGGACGACGAGGCAACUUGUGACCGAGUAGGUGGCACGCCAAUCAAAGAACCCAAGCAUUCAAAGAAGGAGGUGUUGCUUCCAGGUCCAGAGAAAGGAGUUCACCAUUCCGAUCUGAGGCAGGAUGGUUUGGACCUGGUUCUGGGAAACUCGCAUGUGUGUGAAAAAGCCGUUUCCGAGACCGAGAAAUGGCAUGAGUGGGACCCUACCGCCCGGGAUUCCACAGUAGCAGGGAUUUCUAGGAGAAUCUGGGGAGGAGGCCAAACGUCGCACGAUGAGGAUGUUGGUUGUGGAACUUGUGGGUGUGCGACCUCUUGGGACUGCAUUCUAGGCACCAGAGGACAGAACCCUCCACGACAAGCUGACAUCGGUGGCGCUGAUGCCGCUUUUGCUGAGUCCGUUGGCAGGAGGCAAUAUGCCUGUAACGGCCGCUCGCAGCAGCCAGAGGGUACUUCGUUCGCAUCAUAUGCAGCAGCUAGGCCAUGCUCGAAGGGAGGAACAGUAAGAUCAGCCGCCUUUGCAAAUGUCGUUGGAGCAAUCCCGAGCGACGAGCUAGCCACGUCACCAGAUUGUAGCAGAGGAAACCCCGUGACUGGUACACCACAAAGAUUGGCAAUGUUCGGCGGGUCGUGCUUGUCAACAGCAGAUCCAGCGGCAGCAAAAAAUUACCCCGGCGGCUUCGUCGGACUGGAGGGACGUAGCGCAACCAACGAGAACAACAACAUCGUGGGAUCAGUAGACGCCGACCAAACCAAAGGACCGAAACGCUUGGCGGCGAAAAUAUGCUCGUUCGAUUGUUGUCAUCGCAGAAUGACCACGUGUGGAUCAAGCUUUCAACUCCAGGGAAACGUGGGUGAAGAGAACCCUCAUGAAAUUCAGCGAUUGUUUCAGUUGGGUGUUAAACCUCGCGCCGUGCAAAAUUCUUGCGCGAUGGGGAGUAUUGCCGACAACUAUUCUGGAAGUCUAGAUAUCACCCAGAGCUCGAGCGUAGAAGGCAGAAAGUGCGAAAGAAAAACUGUGCACCCAUCGGUUUGUCUUCUGACGCCUUGUAGGAGCACCAGGUCAGGCCAUUCCGUUGCCGCAGGAGGUUUUUCAGAUCCGUUUGAAAGAAGUGCUGCCUCUGACCUGCUCCCGGUUGCCCACCGCGAGGUGGAUAUGACCCCAAGCGUUUUUUUCUAGACCGGCCUCUGCAACCUAGGUGUAAGUUGCCCAU
Molecule: messenger RNA, 3688 nt
Organism: Ectocarpus sp. CCAP 1310/34
Lineage: Eukaryota; Phaeophyceae; Ectocarpales; Ectocarpaceae
Source: the annotation of a GenBank genome assembly